Cynara cardunculus var. scolymus (artichoke) is the source of this 1528-nucleotide messenger RNA. RefSeq lists its product as uncharacterized. The transcript has 4 exons. NCBI's taxonomy places the organism in Eukaryota, Viridiplantae, Streptophyta, Magnoliopsida, Asterales, Asteraceae. The record is from RefSeq and is a predicted model, not a curated record. Bases 233 to 1399 code for a protein of 388 amino acids.
AAUUGUAAAAGAAGAGAAAAGAUUUGACAGUCCAAACACUAGACUGCUUUGCUUUUCUCAUCUCCCAAAGAAACUCUCCUUUUUAUGGUCGCCCCUCUCGUUUUUCCCCAAUAACAGCUGCUGCUUCUUCUAGUUUCAACUUUGAAUUCUUGAUCAGCUUAAUUUUCCCCAAUAACAGCUUCUUCUUCUAGUUUCAACUUUGAAUUCUUGAUCAGAAAAAAGGGCCAUUGUUAUGGAUCUCAAAAGCUCCUCCAAGUACCCGUCUUCUCAUGGGGUAACACCACCAAAUAUUUCAUGUUCAAACAAAAAUUCAAAGGUUUUUGGUGAUUUACAGGAACAUGGAGUGAAAAAAGAGAAGCCAUUUUUGGCUGGAUCUCUUAAUCUCAAGGAAACCUCUAACAAGAGGAAUGCUCCACCUACACCAGGUCGACCCCUCUUCAGCUUCAGUAAUGUGUCGAGAAAAAACUCAAAAUGGAAUGAUGCUGAAAAAUGGCUUAUUUCUGAUCUUCAUACCAAAAAAUCUAGUUACGGAUUUGUGAUUAAACAACAUCAUCACACAAAAUUGAAACCUGCAGCAGAGGAAAAGGUUCAAAAAGCAGUUUCAAUCCAUCAUAACUCGCCCAGACCUUUCAAUGGGAUUUCAGACUCACUUGAUGUCCUAAAAGAUAAAUUCACAAAUGAGGUACAACCCAAUUUUGAAUGUUCAGAGCCAUUGAGCGAAAGCAGAGAUCCAUCCAUGGUAAAAAGCAGAGAUCCAUUCAUGGUAAAAAGCAGAGACAUUGGGACCGAAAUGACUCCACUUGGCAGUUCCACCACUUCAAGAUGCUCCACUCCAUUCAAAAACUUCUCUCCACCACGCCACAACACCCCUGCAACUAGGUCAGGACCCGACCCAGGCCAUUUAUUAGCUAAGCUAAGGCUAGAGACUUGUGUUAUCCCUAAUUGGACCUCCACGGAGGAGGAAGAAGAGGAUAUCUCCAAGAGCCUCAGACACUUUGAGAUGACCAAUGAAUGUCCAAAAAGCAUUUCAGAACCUACAGCUUCUGCUUGGGAAGAAGAAGACAAAACCAAGUGCUGUCUAAGGUACCAAAGAGAAGCAGCAAAAAUUCAAGCUUGGGUGGACCUCCAAAAUGCUAAAGCAGAAGCUCAAUCAAGAAAGCUUGAGGUGAAGAUUCAAAAGAUGAGAUCAAACUUUGAGGGGAAGGUGAUGCAAAAAAUGGCAGUUGUUCAUAGAAAAGCAGAGGAACUAAGAGCAGCAGCGCAGCUUCAACACAGUGAACAAAUUCAGAAAGCAACGGAGCAAGCAAAGAAGACGAUGAACCAACACCUAAGCAUGCAUUUUAGUGGUCACAGCAGCUCAUGUGGUUGCUUUCCUUGCAACAAUCUUCAUUCUUCAUAGCUUACUGAUUAAUGUAAUUGCUUACACAGAGAUAGCCAAUUAAAAAUGAUGAAUGUAAUUGCUUACUUGGAAGGAAGCCGAACUUAACACAAGUUGAAACAUUUGUUAUUAUACAACGAAUUUACUAAA